This is a messenger RNA of Drosophila navojoa, 3668 nucleotides long. It is a transcript of the gene spdi, whose product is annotated as sperm antigen with calponin homology and coiled-coil domains split discs. The record is from RefSeq and is a predicted model, not a curated record. Lineage: Eukaryota; Metazoa; Arthropoda; Insecta; Diptera; Drosophilidae. Gene Ontology annotation, molecular function: protein binding.
UUAAUGAUUAACGUUUUGUAAAAUUAUACGCCAACGAUCGCGGCUAGUUAAUAAUACCACAAAAUGAUUAAAUUAAAGUCGUUAUUCCGCAGAGGACAAGGAACCUCGAGUUCUGCCUCCUCUAACAACUCCUCGCACAAGCAACAGCAGCAGAAUUCCAACAACAAUCGACAGAAGUCGCAAUCCAGCACAUCCCUCAACACUGCGCAUGAGCAACCGCCACAGCAGCAGCAGCAGCAGCAACAGCAACAGCAGGCGCAACAGUUGCAGCAACAGCAGCUAAACAAUUCAGCGACAGCAGCAACAACAAAAUUUUAUUCAAAUCACGAGGCGACCUACGAGCGCGGCGUCGAUGUGGGUGACGAGGCUGCGUUGCUGCUGACAACACAACAGCAACAACAACAACAACAGCAGCGGCGCCAGGCGCAGCAACAGCAGCUCAGCAACACUCUACCGCAGAAGAAAUCCAAAUUUAAAGGACAAAAGCAGCCAAAGCAAUUGCCACAGCAGCAGCAGCAGCAGCAGCAAUUAGAGCAGCAGCAACAUCAUAAUCUGAUGACGUCCAUCGCGGCUGUGCCAACACCAACACCAGCAACAAACAGCAGCAACAGUCACAGCAAUAAUAAUAACAAUAGCAGCAACGGCGCAUUGGCCGCAUUGCAAGAUGGCGGCGUUGCUGCUGCUGCCGCUGCUGAUUUUUACCAGCAAUUAGCAGCAGCAGCAACAACGACAUCGGCAGCAACAAGUGCCGCAGUCAGUGGCAACAACAGCAGCAGUAGCAGCAACAACAGCAAAGCCUUUCCGGCCGCAGCAGCAGCGGUUGCUGUUGCAGCCGCUGCGGCUAGCAGCUAUCAGCAGCAGCAGCAGCAACAACAACUCAUCAACAACGAACAACAACAACAGCAACUGUUAGAGGCUAACAACAAAAUGCAGGAGCUGCACAUACAGCUGGAGCGAAUGGGACGCGAGCAACUGCAAUUGGAGACACGCAUCACAGAGCUGCUGCCAUACCAAAGCGAGGUGAACAAACUGCGGAACGAACUGCUCAAGAUGCAGAGUCAACUAGAGAAAUCACAAAUGGAGAUCGGCAAUUUGAAAUAUGAAAAUGAAUCUUUGCGCAAUCGCUUGCGGGACGUUGUCAACUCGCCAUUGUCGGACGCGGAGAAGCAUCAGAUCAUUCAAGACUCGCAACGCUUGCAUAGCUCAGCACCUGCUUCCAUAGCUUUGCCAAAUCUGAACGAAGCGGCGCACGAUGGCACGCCAUGUCUUACGCCGGACUGGGAUAAGCAUUCGUCCUCGAGCGAGAUUUCAGUAGCAUGCCUGCAGGACAAGAUCAUACAGAUGGAGGAGACGCACUAUUCGACAAAUGAAGAGCUGCAGGCAACGCUACAGGAGCUGGCCGACCUGCAGACGCAGUUGAGCGACACACAAACGGAGAACGAGCGCCUCGCCGAGGAGAAGGAUGUGCUCUUUCAGUCGCUGUGCCGCCAAACGGAAAUGCUGAACGAGUCGCGCACCCAAAUCAACACAUUGCAGGAGCUAUUGCUGCGCGACACCAAACAGGCUGAGGCGACCACCACGGAGCGGGAGAAGAAGUUGCUGGAUCUGAUACAGACAACACAGGAGGAGCGUGAGGCAUUGAUGCUGAAGCAGGAGGAGCUCAACGCCGAGCUGGCCGAGCUGCGGCAAUCGCGCGACACCAUUCAACUGGAGCAGCAGCGGCAGCGCGAGCGCAACGCUCUGCUCGAUUCGCAGCUGGAUGCGGCCAAUGCCGAGCGUAAGCAGACCGAAGCGCAACUCUCGCUGGCCAAGGAGGAGAUCUCACAGCGCGCCAUUGAGAUUAGCAGGCUGAGUACGUUGUUGGAGAAUGCACGCUCCAAGAUCGAAGAGCUGGAGGCUGAUCUCUCACGUGGCGAUAAGACUGAUCUGAGUGAUGUGCUCGAUGCGGCGCGCCGCGAGAAGGAUGCGCUUGAGGAGCGGCUGGCCGAGCUCCAGGAUCAGUGGUCGCGCAGCCAGGCGGAAUUGCGUCGCCUGCGCGAACAAAUCGCUGGCCUAACCGAGGAGUGCAAGGUGGCCAAGAACAAUGCCAAGUGCGCUGUCUCCCAUUUGGAGUAUCGGCUGGAGCAGCUGCAAUGCGAGAAGGACAAACUGGCUGCGGAUUACCAGGCCAUGGAGGAGCGCAUCAACGAGCUGCAUGUGCAGUGCAAAUGCCAUCUGGAGGACAAGGCACAGCUGCAGCAGCUGCUGACCGCAACGCAACGGCACCUGGGCGAUGUGGAGCUGCAGCUGACGGAGAGCGAAUCCCGCCUGGAGAAGGAGAUGCAGCUGCGUAAACGCGACGCUGACGAAUGGCAACAGUUCCAGGCGGAUCUCCUAAUGACUGUGCGUGUUGCCAACGAUUUCAAGACUGAGGCGCUCAGCGCACGCGAGCAGCUGGUGCUCGACAACAAGACGCAGAAGGAAAAGAUCCGGCUGCUCGAGCAGCAGCUGGAAAAACUAACCAAGCAGCAAACACAGCAGACGGAGACGCAGCAAUCGGUGCUGACCUCCGUGCAGCAGGAGAUGGCAACACGACGCAGCAAGCUCAGCUUUAGUCGACAGGACUCUCGGCUGUCCGUCAAGACACUUAUCGAGAGCAUCGAAAACAACAAACAGCAGGGCAAAACGGACGAGACCGAAUCACAUUAUAGUUCGACGUCGAGUCUAAACAGCGGCACGCCCGAAACGGGUAAUACGCCCAUUAUACUGCCCGGAUCCAGUGACUGGCACGAGAGUCUCCGACUACCUGUGCUGCAGAGCAGCAAUCUGCAUGUGAAUGUGAACACAGCAGCAACUGCUUCGGCCGCAGCCAUACCAGCACCAGCAGCAACAGCAACAGCAGCUAACACUACCAAAGCAACACAACAGCAACAACAACAGCAGCAGCAGCAGCAACAGCAGCCGCCGCAAUUGCAGCAUCAAUUGUCGCAACAGUCAAUGACAAGCGUGACAUCAUCGUCAACACAGUGCUCCACACCAAACACACCCGGCAGCCUACAGCAGCAGCCGCCCAGCCUGACAACGCCAGCUCAGACGCCAAAUAGCGCACUCGUGAGCAGCCUCAGCUUUGGCAAUGUCUCAAAAUCCUUAAUCAGCGGUGAACGCAAGGAUCCGCUCAAUAUGCUGGCCAAAAACGGUGGCUCGAAGCGCAAUGCUUUGCUCAAGUGGUGCCAGAACAAGACCGUCGGCUAUCGCAACAUCGACAUCACGAACUUUAGCUCAUCGUGGAACGAUGGGCUGGCAUUCUGCGCCAUUCUACAUUCCUAUCUGCCGGAUCGCAUACCAUACGACACGCUCACCCCGGCCAACAAGCGUCGCAACUUUUCGCUCGCAUUUGCCGCCGCCGAGUCGGUGGGCAUUACCACCACCCUGAACAUCAAUGAUAUGUGUCAGAUCGAGCGACCCGACUGGACUCUGGUCAUGUCCUAUGUAACCGCUAUCUACAAGCACUUCGAGACAUAAGGCCCUUCCUCUCCGUCCGCGGUGAACUGAACUGAAUCUGGGAGCGAAUGUGCACACAUCUUUUGUAUAUGAAUUUCUCUUGCUCUUUGCUACUUUUUAGAUUUUUAAAAUUCCUGGCGACUAUGAUAAACGAUAAAAAAUGAGUUAAAAGCUUAACUUAACCAAAC